Messenger RNA from Acaulospora colombiana, 1552 nucleotides. Lineage: Eukaryota; Fungi; Glomeromycota; Glomeromycetes; Diversisporales; Acaulosporaceae. The record is from the annotation of a GenBank genome assembly.
AAUGAGCAAGAUUUGCUAAAAAAUGAUACCGUUUUUUUGACCGGGUUAAAUCGGCUAAGAGACGAUCGAUCAAUUUCUAAUGAAACAAAUGAAUCAGAUGGCACUCUGGUAACGACCACUCAUCGUUUGGACCUCGCCAGAUUUUCGACCGAGUCUCUACAUAGUUAUAGAUUUUUUGCAAGUGAUGCAUCGAUGCUGGAAAAUAGGCAGAACAUCCUUCGUCGUUCGAUAGAAUUUAUGAAGAGCAAGAUAAAAGGAUGUGUUCAGAACGCAUUAUUUCCCUCUGUGGUACCCACAAAAGAUAUCAUACUUCCACAGGAUUUCGACGGUGAUAAUGAUUCUGGCACGUCUCGUAAAUUUAAACGAACGUUAACAGAUCUCCCUAUUUCCUCAUUGUAUACAUCUGUAAAUCCUCCUUCAACUCUGCAUUCACCAACAAGAUUCACUCCGCAAAAUCAAGCUAUCAUCACCACCGAUAAUCAAAGCAACAUAUUAAAUGUAAAUGACAUUGCUUGCUUGAUAUUUGGUUAUUCACGGAUUGAAAUAUUGAGCAUCAAAGCAUUAGACUUGAUUGCUAGAUCGUUUAGAGAAAAGCAAGCAAAAUCUCUUGCCGCGAGGCCUCACGAUGAUCAUGGGAGUUGCGAAGCUGUAUUGGCAUGCGGCAAAGUCAUACCUAUACAAAGGAAAAAUGAUGAAAUUUCUGCCGCCUCACUAUGGCUCAAAGCUAAGAAGGAUGAAUUUGGGAAAUCUAUUUUUAUUUGGAUCUUUGAAGAAAUAACAGAGUCUAUGAUGACUGCUGAAAUUAAUGAAAAUGGUACAGUGCUAAAGUCAUCUGGUGAUGUAAAGGCCUUAUAUGGAUAUACAUCUGAAGAGAUUGUCGGAAUACAUGUCACUACUUUAAUUCCAGCCUUAGAAACUAUUCAUUUCAAUGGAAUGGACAAUAUGAACGUUGAUAACAUGGCGACUUUAAGUCCUUUUGAUUCUCGAUUGGACAUUGAUCAAAUAAAUAAAACAAAGUUUUAUGGAAGUCGGUCAAAGAAUGGUGCCAACUUUCCGAUAAUUGGCAAAAUUUCUGUACAUAUUAUUCCCGAAGAGUCUCAAGACGAACCUAAUUCAACCAUCAUCUAUAAACUUAAGAUUAUAUCCAUACCUACCAUCGCUGGUGUUAUAACUGCACACUCAACUGGUGUAAUUCAAUCGUGUAAUUCCGAUUUUGUGAAAUACCUCUUCGGUGUUGGUGCACAAGAGUUGAAUGGAAAGCGUCGUAUCGAAUCUCUGUUACCGCAAUUUUCUAGACUUAUUGAAGUUAUUGGUUCUGAACGACCUCUUGUUGAGGGCGUCGUAAUUUCCGAGAAUACUUUUCGUCGCGCGGCGGCUGUGUUGACUUCUACAAACUUGGCUCAGAAGGAACUUCCAAAUAUCGUGUCCACUCAGGGUCCCUCAGGUAUAACUGCAGUGCAUAGGGAUGGUACAGAGUUCGACGUGGACAUUCAAAUGCGUGUGGUUGAAUCAUCAGAUGAACCGCUACAUGCAUUAUGGAUCACUUAUGACC